Protopterus annectens (West African lungfish) is the source of this 894-nucleotide messenger RNA. Its product is annotated as interleukin-31 receptor subunit alpha-like. Gene Ontology annotation, biological process: cytokine-mediated signaling pathway. Lineage: Eukaryota; Metazoa; Chordata; Ceratodontiformes; Protopteridae. Bases 1 to 894 code for a protein of 297 amino acids. Gene Ontology annotation, cellular component: membrane; signaling receptor complex; external side of plasma membrane. Gene Ontology annotation, molecular function: cytokine receptor activity; cytokine binding. The record is from RefSeq and is a predicted model, not a curated record. The transcript has 8 exons.
AUGAGAUGGGAACCUUCUGUAGCACCUGACCUGUGGAGAGUUGUAGGGCCAGUUUACAGAAAUAGCACAAGAAAGGUUGAAAUUCUCUUCCAGAAAAAUAGGCACGUAGAACACCAUGAAAAGAUUCUGGGAUACAAGGUAUUUCGUCAAAGUCAUGGAAUCAGGACUAAUAUAAAAGAUUGUAACAUCAAUGGGAAAUGUCAUUUUGUAGUAGACUUGGGGUCAAAUGACAUAUAUGUUACGUCUUACAACACAAAAGGAGAAUCGCCACCAGCACAUGUUGCAAUGGAACAAGAAGGAUUAGCAAAACCCAGAAAUGUGCAGAUCACAUCAGUAAGAGCACAUGGAAUCUCUGUCAAGUGGGAGGCACCAAUAUCUGAAAAAACACUAGUUUAUUUUUUAAUAGAAUGGAUUGAUCAUGAAGAAAAACAGAACAAUGUAUUGUGGAAAAAAAUUCCUAGUACAAACAUAUCUGCAUUCAUAUCAGAAAACAUCAAGGAAGGAGUGAGGUACAAUAUUUCAUUGUAUGCUGUUUAUAGUGAUGGUGUGAGCAAUCCAGUGUCUUCCCAGAUUUAUUCAGUGGAAAUGGUACCCAGACUUGGACCUGAAGUUUCAGUUAAAGAAACUGUGAAGGACAAAGCAUCAGUUGAAUGGAUCCCUAUUCCAGCGUCUGAACAGAGAGGGUUCAUCACUUGCUACUCCAUCUAUCUGACAAAAAUGUCUGAUGGCGCCCCUACUGAACCUUUGAAAUAUGUUGUCGAAUCUUUCAAGACACAUUAUAUGUUAUCUGGAUUAACUAGUGACAAGAUGUACAGUGUUCACAUGACGGCAUCCACAUCUGCAGGAGAAGGACCAAGUGGAAAAAAGAAACACUUCAGAACUGGUAAAAUUUAA